Messenger RNA from Effrenium voratum, 1265 nucleotides. The record is from the annotation of a GenBank genome assembly. Lineage: Eukaryota; Dinophyceae; Suessiales; Symbiodiniaceae.
GUAGUCUCCACGGGGUCACCCGGUCAGCCCGUUUGGAUCCCCAUGUGGCAGCUGAUUCUCUGGCAGGUUGCUGCGGCGGCGCCCAGUUUCAAGCUGGGGCCGGAAACCGGCUAUGCCUUGGCCCGUUGUUUGGACGGCAGCCCGGGACGGUACUACCUGAGCCCUGGGUCCGGUGAUGGUGCUCUGAAGUUUCUCAUCUUCCACGAGGGCGGGGGCUUCUGUGACUCUGACGACUCCUGCCGCCAGCGCGCGGCCACGUCCCUGGGAAGCACCGCCUCGGACGCUGAGGAGAAGGAUCUGGAGAUCUUGGACAAUCUCAAGUUCUCCCGCAAUGCGGGGGAGAACCCUAUGCACAACUGGAAUCACGUCUAUGUGAGAUACUGCGACGGCGCCUACUACUCGGGCUCUCGCGAGGAGCCGAAGAACGUCAGCGGUCUGCCACUCUACUUCCGCGGGAGGUACAUCACGAUGGCGCUCUUCGCCGACCUGCAGAACAGGGGCAUGAGCAAUGCCACGGAUGUGGUACUUAGCGGCUGCAGCGCCGGGGCCAUCCAUAUCUUCGCGCACCUGGAUGCGAUGAAGGAGAUGGCGCCGCGCAGCGCCAAGGUCGUAGGCCUGCCUGACAGCGGCUUUUACAUGGACAAGCAGAUCUUCACCCCUUUGAAGAGGUAUGUCGUGACGGAGCAGCAGGCGACGGCGCUGCUGAAUCAGGACUGCGUCAAGCAGUACGACGGGGCAGAAGAGAAGUGCCUAGUCGGCAACGUGGUCGCUGCUUACUUGCAGACCCCAACUUUCGCUCUUCAAAGUCGCUACGACGACGAUCAGCAUCAAUGCGAGAUGGAUGAGGCCUGUCGCAACUCCAACGAGUGCAUCCAGGAGUAUGCGGCCAACAUGACCAAGGCCAUGCAAACUUAUUUGACGUAUCCCCAUGGGUAUUUCCUUGACAGCUGCUCCCGGCACUGCAGCUUCAACGAGCGGCCCGUGGAUCCGCAGUCUGGGCUCUCCCAACUGGAGGCCUUCGGUGCUUGGUACGCGGGAUCCAAUGCGACCUACACCCAGGAGCCCCACUUUCCCUGCCCCCAGUGCUGCCACGGCACGGGCACCUUUUCCGCCCAGAUCUCCUUCACAACAACCAGCCAGCCAUCUUCGUCUACCCUUAUUUCUUUGGUGUAUGCCUUCAAUAUGGCCCAUCAAGGAGUCCUAAUAUAAUUUCAUAGAUUCCAAUUGCGACCAAAGGCGGAAAUAAUCCUCGAAUUGGAAUCAUG